Molecule: messenger RNA, 6226 nt
Organism: Mercenaria mercenaria
Lineage: Eukaryota; Metazoa; Mollusca; Bivalvia; Venerida; Veneridae
Exons: 6
Coding region: 81-1745 (554 amino acids)
Source: RefSeq, a predicted model, not a curated record
GUUUGGGAAAAAUCCUUCCGGUUCAUUCAUAGUUGGACGAUGCGGCAGGUGGUUUGUUUACAAACAGCAGCUCACAGAAAAUGACCAGCGUUGCAGUUAAUAAUUCGUCCACGUCAACUGAUGGACUUCCAAAACAGUUUGUUACCUCAUUAAGAAUACUUUUUGACAUUUUGGAUGAAGAUCGUACCGGCUAUGUUCGUUUACGCGAUAUCGAAAGUCGUUGGCAUGAGGAAGGGGUGUCGGGCUUACCCAGUGGGGUUAUUGACACCCUCAGAAAAGUGGCUCCAAGAAACGGCAGACUAACGUUUGAUAAUUUUGUGACAGGUUUAAAAUUAUCAUUGUUAAAAAACACAGGGUCUAGUUUAAAACAAGAUUUAAGUCAGAAAAGAAAGGACUUGCCACAGCAAAAUUCCCAUAGGUCUGGGACAGUGAACAUACAAUCUGACAAAGUCAGACCUACCACACACCCGCCAGAUUAUGUAAACAUUGGACCAAAUGAACGGGUUAUCCCAACUGACAGAGUUUUACCAAAUCAAAAUGUGCAUAAUGGGCACAGAUCUCGUCCCAAAAUGGGUAGUCAGGCCAUUAAUUCAAAUACUACAGGAAUAAAUACCGCAACUGUUCGGCCAAAUAAUGUAUUACAGUCACAGAACAUUGAACUUCGAAAUCAGAUUUACACCCGUGACCAGCACCAGCAUGCAGCAGUGAAAACACAUGGUAAAUCGGAACAACAUCAUCAUACAAAUGCUGAAAGAAAUCAAAAUGUGAGGCCAUCAGGGCCACCAAGCUAUCACCAUAGACAUAGUGCUGAUGGACAUCAGUUAAGAAAAGAACUUACUAAAAAUGCUUUUAGACCUAAAAGUGCUCAUGCUGAAAUGCAAAGAGCAAAGGAAGUUAAUUUUAAUGACUUACCCGCAGGAAGACCAGAACGCCCGCCUCCAUACCGAAGACCACAGGAGAAGGAAAAAGAUGUGCCUCCAGUCUUGCCACCUAAAGAUAUGAAUGGACGUAUAAUGAAUGAGUUAAAAAACUGGCAAAGAGAUCAUCAGAUGUCACCACCAGGUCAGAAAGGGAAUAUGCGCACUUUACACAGUGAUUCACAACUUUCAGAUCAAAAGAAACAUGCAGGCACUGAGAUAUAUGUAAACAUCGAGCAGAUUCGGAAACAUGAAGCUAGUCAGCAGUCGGCAACAGCGGGUACCGGCGCAACCAGGAAACCAGUCAGGAGACAGAAUUCCAGACGUCAUACACUCUCUAGUGGAAUAGACUAUAAUGUGAUACGACGUAUGAAGCAGCUUGAACAAGAAAAAGAUGUGUUACUACAGGGACUGGAGGUUGUAGAUAGGGCCAGAGAAUGGUAUCUUAAACAAAUCACUUCUGUAACUGAAAAACAAAACUAUGCAGAGAAAACUUCCUGUAGUGAUAUGACGUUACAAUCACAACAAGAAAGAAUGGACUUUGUUCGCAGUAGAAUAACAGACGUUAAUAUGAAUCUGAAAACACUCAUGCAAACUUCAGAAUCAGGGUUUCCUGCCCAUAUGAAUCUUGCCAUAAGAAGUAGUGCAUUUCCUGAUGAUAAGGCAACAAAAUGGCUCAAAGAGCAAAAUAAACAACUUACACAGGAGGUGGGAUCAAAGAGUGAGAAAAUCACACAGCUUGAGAAGGAAAAGGCUAGUCUGAUAAGAGAUCUGUUUGAAGCGAGAUCAAAGCACAAAACAAACUAUGAUGACACUACAUUCAUGUGAUAUUCCAUGCAUUCAUGUGAUAUUCCAUGUUGAACACAUUACAUAGCAUAAUGACAAUUUCAUUCCACAACUUAGUUAAUAGAGAAUCUUGUGUGAUAUUCCAAAUGCACCAGCUAAAUACUAUGUUCCAGUUUCAAAUCUUUUAUGGUUAUGCACUGAUUUUAUAUUCAUGUGGCAUUCAGGCUACAAAUCUACAAUUAUUUAACAUUCCAGUAAGUUCUUAAUCAUCAGUUGAUUGAAGUGGUUCUUCAUAAAUAUUUACACUACAGAUCAAGCCAGAUUCAUGUGACAUUUUCAAGUUAUUAAUCUACCAGAGUCAUGUGACAGUCCGGCUAUUAAUCUACACUACAGAUCAAGCCAGAUUAAUGUGACAUUUAACUUAUUAUUCUAAAAUACAGAUCAAGCUGGAGUUGUGUGGCAUUUAAGUUAUUUCUCUACAAUACAGUUUUAGCCAGAAUCAUGUGCCAUUCAAGCUAUUAAUCUACAUUACAGUUCAAGCCAGAUUCAUCUGACAUUCUAGUUAUUUAUUUACAAUUCAAUUCAAGCCAUUUCAUGUGACAUUCAGGUUGUAAAUCUACAAUGCACUACCAUAAAUCUACAUUCCUGUAUUAAUUUCUGUGCAAAGCAAUAACUUGCAUUUCUAUAUUAAUUUCUAUACAGUACAAUGAAUUUACAUUUUGUGUGAUAUUCUAGAUCUGCAACAAAACAUCAUGGUACUAUAUUCAUAUGAUAUUCAACCAGAAAUAUGUUUAAAUGCACAUCUUUUAUCAAUUUACUCAAAAGGCAGCUAAAACAUAAUAAGUCAAGCAAUACUGGGCUUGUAGACAGAUAGUGGCAUUAACCUUUAAUCUGUUGGCAACAAGUGAUUUUGCCUUUGCGAACAGUGCUGACCAGGAUUGUGGUCUGCAUUGUUCGCCAUUUGCUCGGUAACUUUUCAGUGAAAACCCAAUUUAGAAAUUCGGCAGGGUUAACAUUAUAUGUGUUAGGUUCUUGUUACAGUUUUGGUUUGGUAUCUGGAAAAAUUUUAAAAGUACUUGUAGUUCGGUUUUGAUGAGGUAAAUUGACAAAUUGUCAUGCUAUCAUACUGAAGUAUUGUUUUUACUGGCUAGGAGAAUUCCUAUCUUUUGUGCAGCAAUAAUGUACAUACUUUAUAUAAUCAAGAGAAAAUCUGAAAAAUGUAUAGGGAUGAAUCCUGCAGCUUGUGAUGUUUGAUAUAUAUGCAUUCCAUAUACUGUCUUGCAUUUACAUAAAUUUGUAUAUCUAUUUGCAUUUGUUUUUUUUUUAAAUUUACAUAUUGAUAGUUUAUCUUUAAAGAAUUAAAAUAAUGUUGAUAGAUGACCUUUAAACAUGAUUAUAUUUUAUGUAUUGGAAGUCAUUAUACCUAGAGAGCAGAUAUGUGCAGAUAAUUUAUCACAUUAAUUUUUGCAUUUAUUGCAUUUGCUUAAAUAGUCAUUUGCUAUUUGUAUAGCGUGUUCAUGUCAUGUUACACACUUUUGUUUUGGUAUUUUAAGUAAAUUAAAGAAAGAUCACUGUAUGACCUUUUCUUGUCAAGCAGUUUUGAUUUAAGUUGAUGUCAUCUGGAAAAUACAUUGAUCAAAGAUCACCAUGAAGCCUCCUGUAUUUCUUCACUAAGACAUUGAGUAAAAGGUGACUUGAAAAUAACAAAAUUGCGGAUGGAUUUUAAAAGAUACAGUCAUGUAAUUUCGAUCUAAUAUCAGUGUAUAUUUUUCUGGAAACUUUAUUGCCCUAAAACUAUUACAACACUUUUUUUUUUCAGUGAAAUUAUACAUGUAAUGAAUUUCUUGGAGAUUACAUACCAUUUUAGUGUUCACACGUAUUUUAUGCAGCAUAUAAAUAUGUAUGCAGAUUUAUCAGUAUUUGGAAAUCAGAUAUUAACCAAAGUAUUAUGUAGUCUUAAGAUAUGACAUUAUACUCCAGGAUGCUUUUAUACCCAAAUAGAUCUGAGUUUGUUAAAGAUCUGAUUUCUAUGUGUUUUAGUUAUUCACACUAAUCUAUUCUAGUACUAAAAAUAUGUUUUUAUUAUUGUAUAUGUAUUCUUGUUGUAUGUGAAUUCUUCUAUUCUGUUGCAAGCUUUUUGCUUAAUUUCACUUAAAAUGUAAAGCAAAGCCAUUGAUAACAUGCAGUUAUUACUCUUAAGAUUUGGUCAUUAUGAGAAUUUUUAAACCUGGUAAAAGGAUAUUGACCAGUGGCAAAACUGCAGUUGAUAGCACUUUUUCCAGGUUGAAAAGUUGUUGCUUAUGACCAACACUUUAAGGCAACAAUUGUUUUAUUAGUAAAUCCAAUAACUUUUUAACUUUAAGUUAAUUUUAGAAACUGUUGCCAACAUGUGUAUCACGUCACAACAUUAUGACAUCACUGCAAAGGUCAGUGUGUGUAUUUUGGCUUCGUCCUCGAGUCAAUAUAACAUUUUAGCACCAUUCAAGUGACUGUCUUUAGACUAGUGGAAAUGACUUUGAUAAUUAUAUGGAUCUUUCUUAAGAUAUUAUGAUAAUUUUGGAAUAAAAUUUUAGAUUUUUGAAGUAGCCAUUUUUGACCAGAACAUAAAAAAAGGUAUUGUUUGAUCCAUAUAAAUUAAAUAUGAUACUUUCAGAAUGUACACAUAUUGAAAUCAUCAAAACAAUUUUUUUUUCACAGGCCAUGAUUUUAUACAGGGAUGUUCCUGCGAUAAUUUUCACCAUUAAAUAUAACUGAUUCAAUAAAAUCUGUAACAUCAGUAGAAGCAUAGAGUGCAACCAAGGAAAAUAAUUGCAGAUCCGGUUUGAUUAAGUCUGUUCAUGACAGGUUAUCACCAUUUAGAAAUUUUAAAAUCUUUUCUACCAUCCAUUUAGACCUGUAGAAUGACAUACAGUAUAUUAUCUGGAUCCGGCAGAAAAUGGUAGAAAUUCGCGAAAAAUCUUUAAGUUUCAUGAACUCACCGACAGUAAUAAUUAAUAGCUAGUAGUAUUUGUUUGCUUUUUGUGUUGUUUUACUUGAUUUUUAUUCUUCACCGUGUUAUAUUGCUUGCUUUUUCAGUGUGAUAUAGAUAGAACAUGAAAUUUGCAAAGAUUGACACAUUAAAUGAGCCGUACCAUGAGAAAACCAACGUAGUGUGUUGGCGACCAGCAUGGAUCCAGACCAGCCUGCGCAGUCUGGCCAGGAUCCAUGCUGUUCGCUUUCAAAACCUAUUGCAAUUUAAUAGAGAAACUAUUAGCGAGACGCAAAUGCACUAUGUUGGUUUUCUCAUGGCGCGGCUCAAAUAAAGUCUAGGAAUUGAUUACUAUAUUCUGAAAAUUCGUUCACAAAUUAAUGUAAAUUUUAUGAAAGUUUUGAUUUUAUAGAUAAUUUAAUUUUUGAGAUUUUUGUUAUACCUUUUUUGCCUGCUGCAAGCUUCAGGUGAAGGUAUUUAUCAAGUACUCACAGGCAAAGGUGUCUAGCAGUUUACUUACCUCACACUAUCACAACUCAGCGGAAAAUCAAAACUAUUUAGACAAAAUAUAUAUUUUUUCACAACGAAUCAAUAAGAUAUAUUCAUCUAUUUAUGAUUUAACAUUGCAUCACUGCUUCAGAUGUUUUUUGUCAGCUUAUUUAUUGAGUAAAAAAAGGUUUUAGCAGAUCGGUAAUAAACUGAAGCAUCCCUCAGUAUUUUAUAGUAAAGAUGCCACAUUUUUGUUUGUAAUGAAAUAUCUCGUAUAUGAACAAGUGUUGUAAGAUGCAUUACUGGUAGGAUAAGUACAAGUGUACCAUAAUUAUAUAUAUUAAAUAUAGUAGUAUCAAUAAUCACCUAAAGUUGCAGUGUUUACUCGUGUAUAAGGUGGAUCAGUUGUGGGAUGGGGUCCAGACCUCAUCCCUAAAAUUGAUCAUUUCUUUCAAGACCUUUUUAUUAGAUUUUUUUUUCCUGUUGGAACUUUGCUAAAAAUGGUCAAAAUAUUUUUUUUUAAAUUUACACUAAAUUGUACUGGUUCAUAUUGUUGCUUUGGAUAGUGUGGAGUAGACUUGCACAGUGGGUUGAGCUGUUGAGAUUUAGAAAAUCUUUAAUAAAAUGAGUUUUCUUCCUAAAUACUGCCACCAAAACUUUUUUUUGAUUAUUGUAUAUGUAAAUUAAAUUGUUUGUUAUACGACUAUGCAAGUUACUUUAUUUGAACUAUGCAAUAACAAAGUUUUCUUGCAUGUCUGUUCGCCUUCGACCUCGACAAUUUACUCUCCAACGCCUCUGUGGACAUCAGCUGGAGAGACUGUUGACCCCACCCUCUUGGUAUAUCCCUGUGAAUAAAUGCUAGUGUAACUGGUUAUUCACUGUAACAUUUCUUGGAAACUUUGCCAAAUAUAAUUUAUUUUUGAGAACCAAGAAGCAAGAAAAUAGAUUUAUACAUUUGUAUUGUACAAUGUACAUUGUAUGUAUUCGUUGACUGAAUUUUUAUUGUGUGCAAACACUUUUUACACACAUUUAUAUUUGCUAGUUUAAAUAAAUUUGAAAAACAAGA